Molecule: messenger RNA, 1041 nt
Organism: Funneliformis mosseae
Lineage: Eukaryota; Fungi; Glomeromycota; Glomeromycetes; Glomerales; Glomeraceae
Source: the annotation of a GenBank genome assembly
AUGUUCCCUAUCUAUCAAGAGAUAAAACGCCUUACUCGAGAGCUACCUGAAGAGAAAUUUACUAAAAUAAUUACUCACAUUAGUUCGAAUGUUGAUCUAACAAAUCAGGUGAAUGAUGCCCUGGCUCUCUUUGAUACGGAUGAAAAGAAACGUAAUUACUUGGUAACUUUUUCAGAAACACUUGGAGCUGACGAUUUGAAAAGUUUAUUCGAAAAUAUUGAGGAAAAGUUAGGAUAUAUAUAUGAAUUAUCAGCACGCUCCGAAAUAUCCAAGAUACAAGGUUCUCACUAUGCUUCAAAAUUUCAAGUUUUUGACCUUAACGGAUUAGUUAGACUUGCGUUACCACAAAAGCAACUUCCAUCUGUAAAUGCAUAUUAUAAUUCUCAGACAUAUGUACUAUUAUUUCGUGUUAAUAAACUUGCGAAUUAUAUUUACAACAAAGGUAUACGAAAAAAGCUUGAAGAAUCAAUAGAAUACAUCCGCAAAUUAUCAACUGACAAGAUUUAUAACAAAAACUUUCACGAACUUGCAGAAAGUGCAGAUUUGGCACUUAAACAAUGGACUAAAUAUGAAGAAACUGCUAAAUCAAACGAAAAACGCCUAUAUCUGGCAAAUACUCCCGAGUUGAGCAUUAUGCUCAUGACGGCAUAUAUUUUAGAUGCAAAAUUAGCCAUUGAAAAUAAUCAGGCAUUUAUAUAUAUAUUUUUUUUUAAGGAUCAAUUUGAAAUUGGAUAUAAUAAAACCUCAGGUUCCGAUAUUGCAAACAUAACAGUUGAACUAGGAGAAAUUACGUCUUCAAAUGUGCCUAAGGCAAUAAAAAAAAGCUAUCGUCAACUCUUAUUAAAGUUGGCUGUGAUCAGCUAUGUGAUUGAAGCAUGUUCUGAUGAAAAAGAACUACCCAAAUUUAAUUUGUUCGGAAAGGUAUAUGUGCCAAAAACAGACCCUAACUUUAAAAUCCCAUCCGAAAAAUGGAAUGAGGGUAUUAAUUUCUCCAGUUCUGCUAAUUAUCAUAUAGAUGUUAUCACUAUAGGAGAGAAAUAA